UUCAUCAUGUAAAUUUUUCAAACAUAUUAUUAUUUUUCAAAAAUAUUUCUUACAUAGUGAUAAUCUUCAUCAAUUUUUUUGUAUAGAACUUCGUGAUGGAAUCAGAAAUGGAAUGGAGGAUAAUAAUUGAACAUGAGUUGAAAGAGUUGAGAGAUGAACUACACUCUAUUAAACUGGAUUUACAAACCAAAGAUAAAAUUCCAUGUAGAUAUGAGAAGAAGAAAAAAUUGACAUGUGAAUCCAUUAACGAAAAGGCCUCACAAUCACUAUUUUUAAAAAAACAUGUUAUUAGUCAAGAUGAUGUUGUGUUCUUUGAACAUUUUAAACUCGGUAAUACUUUAAGAUCGAAAGAUAGGGAAGUGUUAGAAUACAUUUUCUCAAACUCUGAUCAAUUGUAAGUUUUUCUAUCUUAAUGUAUAUAUUUUUUGUCAUUUUUUCAAUAUAUUUUAAUGUAUAUUAUUGUAUCUAUCCUAGGGAAAUUAUAGUUGAAAGUGAGUCUAGUUUUCUACGACGGUCCGACUUCCGGUAUCUUGGACCUAAAAUGGAGUUGGAGACUGAGAUUGUUACUAUGGUUUCUUCAUUCUUGACCGAGGAUGAGAGGUUGAAGAAGGGUAAAGAGUGUAAGAAUUGGUAUCUUCCUACUCGAAAUAUGAAAUACUUACUACCCGACUCCUACUCCAAUUUACCACUACAUCAAAUUUGGAGGAAAAUGCAUUACUAUGAAAGAUUUAUGGGCUCCCUCGAACAUUGCAAUGAAAUUUAUAUUCCUAUGUUUCUUGUAAGACACUUCAUUCUUGCACGGGUGAUACUUAAAGAAAAAAAAGUAGAAGUUUGGGACUCACUUGCCGAUGAAAAGAAUCCUAUAUUACAGUCAUCUAAGAUUGCUGAUAUUCUACACAAUCUAGAUUUGUUCUUGGAGAAUCAGAUCAAAAGGAAACCUGGUAGUUUCAACUUUGCUAGUUUUGGUAUAGUUCGUGGUAGAAAUGUCCCUAGACAACAAAAUUUGUACGAUUGUGGAGUCUUUGUCAUAUUAUUUAUGAUGAAUAGUUGUAAGCUCGACUCACGGUCUUUUGUGGUAAGUAGAUUUCAUACUAAGUUUUUUUUUUUUUUUUUUAAAUUUUGUUCUUAUCAUACUAUACUUGAGUUUUUUUUCACUAUUGUAGUUCGACUCUAAUGAAGAAAGGUGUCACAUAGCUUCGUGGAUUGCAUGCUCAAAUUUCAACAAGAAUAGAGCAAAAUUAUUGAAAGAUGUUCAAGAGUUCAUUUCAAGCAGAGGAAUAUAGUACUAGGGACAAUGAUCUUUGCCCUAAUUUUGUUAUUCUCAAUCAAGUUGUGUAAAAGAAAGAAAUUUGUAUUAUUAUUUAUCAAUUUUGAGAAAUUAGAAGAUGAUCAAUAUUUGGGAGAAUUUGAAUAGUUUAUUUCUGAAUUAAUUAUUUAUUAACAAGAUUAAAACACACUUUAAAUUUUAUCAUUUUCACAAUCAGCGUUAAUGUUUAUUGGAAGUUUCAAAUGGUAGUUGUAGAC
This is a messenger RNA of Humulus lupulus (European hop), 1524 nucleotides long. Its product is annotated as ubiquitin-like-specific protease ESD4. The transcript has 5 exons. Lineage: Eukaryota; Viridiplantae; Streptophyta; Magnoliopsida; Rosales; Cannabaceae. The record is from RefSeq and is a predicted model, not a curated record. Gene Ontology annotation, molecular function: deSUMOylase activity. Gene Ontology annotation, biological process: protein desumoylation. Gene Ontology annotation, cellular component: nucleus. The coding region runs from base 413 to 1174 and encodes 253 amino acids.